GCUGAGGCAAAGCGGAGCCGCAGUGACAGAAGCAAGCGGAGCGGCCGCCGGGAGGGACUCACCGAGGCGCAGGGGCUGGAGGUGGUGCUGGGGAGCAUUCACUCACCAAAUGUCUGCAAUAACCAAGGCUGGAUGAGACUGAAACCAGGAGACAUGAACUCAUUCUGUGUCUUCCGUGUAACUGGCAGGGACUCAACUACUUGGCUAUCACCUGCUACCUAACAAGGUGAGAAUCAGCAGGAUGCUGCAGUCAGUAGCAGAACUGGGACUGGAAGCCAAGCCACCUGAUAUGGGAUGCAGAAUCUCAAAAAGCGUAUUAACCACUGUGCUGUAUGCCCACCCCAAGACAGCUUUCUUAUUCUCUAAAGUUUGUUCCAAGUCAACUUUUUGUUGACCAUACCCUCUGUGUAUAAAACAGAUUCAAGCAAAAUGAAGUAAAAAGAACAAGGAGACAUAACUCAUGCCUUUUCAGAACAAGAGUAGAUUAGUGAUCAAGAUAUGUCUCAUCUGUAGCAGGUAAUCAUUUUAGAAAAUGGCUAGGUCCCUGUGGAGAAGACUUGGAAGAUUUUCAGUGUAAACUAGUGGCAGUAUGCAGUGAGUGAAUGCUUCUCAAAGGAACCUGACCUUCCCUUCAGUUGAAGAACUGGAUGCUGGUCAAGUCCUCUGUAUUUUUGUGAUAUCUGUUAACAAUCCAGAUGAGUGAAUCAACAUCCCAAGAGGAACCCAAGCCUGCUCAGAAAAAUGAAAAAGAAGACAAUGAAAGGCAACAGAACUCAGCUGAAGUGAAGAAACCUGCUGAGAGUUCACAGAGUGUACCAGAUGUUUCUGUAACAGAGACCAGCAACAAUGUGGGGAAAGAAGCAACAGAUGAAAUCAAACCCCAAGAAUUAACCAUGGAGGAGCAGCCAACAGCUUCAACUUAUUCUGACCCUAGAACCUCAGGGAAUAUUGUGAUUAGAAAACCUGCAAAAGUGAUUUUGGAUUUAGAUGGAAGUGAACUGAAAUCAAAGCUGGAACAACCAUGGAAGAAAAAUCUUUUUGCAAGAGUGGAAGCAAGAGCCCAGGCGAUGCAACAAAAAAUACUAGAUAAGGAUAAUAAGAAGAAGGAACUAGAAAAAAAGACUGAGAAGAUACUUCCUAAGGAUGAUUUGGCCAAAGAGUGGUUUAAUACCGAAAGCCAGACACUGAAUACUCGUGUAUAUUUGCUCGAUAAACUUCUACCCACCUUGGUUCCUGCAGCGGAACAAAUGUUAACACAGAUGGAAAAGAAACAAUUUUCGACAGAAACUGACAUUGUAACCAAGUUUGAUCCAAUUAAUCAUUUGGGGGAAUAUUUAAUGAGAAAAAAUCCUCUUUAUAUCAAAGACCCAGGCAUGUCUGGUUACCAGAGGGUGAUGAGAGAUGUCACAGAAGACCUGAAGAUUCAUGUUCCUGACACUAUCUGCAACAGAGUGUCCAAGAUGAAGGAGCAAGUUAAACAGAAACGAGAAAAAAGAGAACGCAUAAGUCUAGUCAAAGCCAAGGUGGCCAACAUGCGUAAAGAAGCCCUGCAGGAGCAGUUCAAUGAAUGGAUUCUAGACCCCAAAGGAAUGAUUCCUUUGGUAGUGGUUCAGAAUGUUCUUCAUGAAUUUUUUCAGAAGCCAGAAGUUGAGCUUGAAUCGUGUUGUCAACAAUUGGAUAUUAUUAGCUCAAUGGAACCUGGCUUGAACAAAACAGAAUUUACAGAAUACAUCUCCUCACACAUUGCAGACUUUAAAAGUGAAAUGUUUGAAGAACUGCUUAAACACCUUUGCCACUGUGCAGAUGAAUUCAGAGAGGUCAUAAAAGCCGACAUGCGGAGACAGAUAUUUGCAGAGCUCUUCCUGUACUGCGAUCGAGGGAAGGUAGGAAUUUUGGAUCGGCAGAGAACACUGGCCUUGCUGGAAAUGUUCUAUGACCAAAGUCCACGGAUGCUUAGGAGUUUACUCCGAAACCCAAGACAAUGGCCAUUCAUUGAAUUUGAAGAGAUAGUCCUGCCUGAGUUCUGGGGAGACAUGGAUAAUCAGAAGCACAUUUAUGAAGACUUUGACAAAGUGCUCUUAGAGAUGAAUGCAUCACUUUCUGAAAGAAAUGACAGCAAAAGCCAAAGUAAAUUGUUAGAAAAUUCAGAAGAGAAGCAUAUGCCCAAUGAACAGGUAGAAUCAGCACCAUUGUUCAACCCACCAGAACAGCAGAAAGGAACAACUGCUGAAGAAGGAUCACACAGAGUCUCAACUGAAGAACAAAGCAGAGAUCCAACUACAGAACCAGAACUGUACAGGGAAUCAGCAGCAGAAGAAGGAAUCUAUUCAGAGUCAACUCCAGAACCAGAAUCAAGCAGAGAGUUAAUAGAACAAGACCCACAAAGAGAGUCUAAUAUAGAACAAGAACUACACAAAGGGUCAAUAGCAGGACAAAGACCAGACAGACCCUUGGUUGCAGAGCAAGGAUCACACAGAGAGUCCUCAGUAGAACUAGAACCAGAUAAAGUGUCAGUUGAAGAACCAGGGUACCACGGAGAGUCAGUGGUAGAACCAGAGUCACACAGAGGGUCAAGUCCAGAACCAGGGUCCCAGAGAGAGUCCAUUGGAGAACAAACACAGUUAAGAAUGCCAACUACAGAACCAGAACUGCGUAAAGAGUCAACUGCAGAACCAGGGUCCCACAGAGCAUCAGCUGCAGAACCAGGGUCCCGCAGAGCAUCAAUUGCAACACCAGGUUCCCAGAGAAAGUCAACUGCAGAAUCAGAGUCCCAAAUAGAGUCAAUAUCAGGGCAAGUUCAACACGAAGGGUCGACAGAGGAACAAGGAUCACAAAGAGAAGCGCUAUCAGAACCUGAAUUACACACAGAAUCAAUAAUACAAGGAUCACACAAAGAAUCAGAUGAAGGACCCUACAGAGAAGCAACUCCAGAAGAACAACAGGACAUAAGCCCAACUUCACAACCAAGAAAAGGAACUAACAUAAAAGAAAGUACAAAAUCUAAGGCAACCAUUCCGUCUGUGCGCAUUGAAAUCCCUUUACAGGAAAAGCGUUCUUGGGAGCAAUCAUAUGAGAACUACAUACCUGUGAGGUCUGAAAUGCAAGAACAAGUUCCAACAUCAAGUAGAAAAGAUCCUAUUUCAGGAACUGCAAGAAAGGAAAGUCAGAAAGACAAAUCCUGUGAGCCUAAAUCCCCAAAAAUAGAAGGAAAGCUCUGGUCAGGUGAAUUUUUGACGUGUAACUGGGGAAUGAAGUAUGUCAAAUUUGAAGACGAGGAACAGGCAAAUAUAAUCUAUGGUAACUCAAGGUUCUCAGACCUACACUCAAUUGUAAGAAAUAUUCAGUCUCACAAGGAAGUAAAAGGUAGGAGUGCCUUCACUGCGGUUUCCUUCAAUCUGCUCCAGUUUGUGCAACUCCUGGAGACAUUUGUUGGUGAGGAUACCUCCUUGAAUGUCAGCGAGACCCUUGCCUCGUUUUUUAAGAGGGGCUAUGUUGAGAGGAAAGAAGAGAAAAUGAGUGCUUUAGAACAGGUAAGACAAAAUGCUUUCCGAGUCCGACGGGGGCUUCUCCUAGAAGCCCUCUUUCAGAAGUGGGACAGUGAUGGCUCGGGCUUCCUGAAUGUAAAGGAAGUUGAUGAACUCUUGUAUACAUACAAGCAGGGAAUGGAAAAAGAAUCUAUGAAGAAAGCUAAACUACACAUCCAAUUUGCAAAGCCACAUCCUGGUCAUGAAGUAAGGUUGUCAUCAAAACAAUUUCAGAAAUACAUAGAAUUGGUUGUAUCUGAACUCAGGGGCAAUGAAGACCAAGUUCUGGAAAGCAUUGUGGAAUUUCUAAUGAAUGCUUUAGAGAGGAGUCAUACUGAGUGUCUGAGGAAUUGUGCCAGACGGAAGUGGCUGCAUCAAAUCCAGCGUGCUGCAGAGAUGAGUGGCGUGUCCCUGGAGCCGGUGUACACUGAGACCUUUAAGGCCCUGACCCAGGAUGCUGAAACCCAUGGAAAUAAGAAGAUCAGUGCUCACAUUUCCCUCUUAGAAGAAAACGUCCUUCUGCCACACAGAGGGAGUGUGGUGUUGAGGAAUGUGGCUUGUACCGUAGAUGAUGCUCCGUUUGUUCUGAAUAAAGUGCUCUACCGGGACAUGAAAGGAAUCAGCUUUACAGUCGUGGAUGAAGGGAAGCCAAUCCAUGUCCCCCAAGUUCAGCACCACGGGAACAUCUUCUUCUGGAACCAGACUCGCAGUAAGGAGGAUUCUAACGGAUCCUUCCUGGCACUGCCUCUUCAGGAUGCACACAUGAGGAUCUUUGGGGUCUUGGCUGUUGACACGCUUAGAGAUCCUCACAAAAUAAACAUCUUCCUCCCACAUGAGAUCAGAUUCUACCAGGGUGUUGCCAAUGUCUUUAGCUCUGCCUAUCACUACAUCCACAGCCGCGAGCACAUCCUGCAUAUAGUGAUCACUGGCAUUGGUUGGCUCUCCAACGUCACAUCUGGCAUCACCUCCAUCACUACAUUCUUUGUGGAGCCUAGCCCAAACCAGGACUCAGACUAUGUUUUACGCAAUAUGAUGGUUACAGGGCAGCUGGGUCUGACAGAAAUCCACACGAAUCCCCCUACCAUCACAAGGAAGUCAUGUGUCUUCAGAGAUUUCCUCUUUAAGUGCUCAGACAGUUCCCAAGUGGUUUUGGCUUCUGUCUGCGGAGAAACCCACAUAGUAAUUCCACUUCGUGAGAGAACAGGGGAGGCCCUGGGAGUCCUCGAUUUUAACAUUGGCCAGAUGAGGAUGCUACUGUAUCAAGAAUAUAAAGAUCUGCAGAAAAUGGUGAAGAUGGUCCAGGCUGCCUGCUAUGAAAUACUGGAUGAAUUAUCUGGCGAGAUAAAGAAAAAAUGUGUCUUAGAGAUUGAAAACGUAGGGGAAGUUCGGCGGGCAGGGAUCAUCUUCUUCCGCACCAUGCUGCAGGAACUGCAGGACUGCCUCCAGCUGCUCAGCUCCAUGAACUUCGUGUCCCUGCUUCUCUAUGACCACAGCACCCAGGUACAGCCGGUGUCUCCUCAAGACAGCAAGGCCCGGGACCUGCGAGCCAACAUAAACCUUGUGCAAGACAUCCUGAGAGGCAUCAUCUUGUUCCUUCACCCAGAGCUGGAAUUUUCCAGCGACCUUCAAAACUGGGAUAAGUGUAAAUUUUAUGUUAACAAAUACCUAGUCAAGAACAUCUGUGCCUUUGAUCCAACUGCUAGCGAUUUGGAAAUUAAUUCAGAACUCAUUGGUGACUAUUUCAAAGAUCAUUCCAGAACUGAAGUAUGGAAAUUUGCUGAUAUUGUCAUUGAACUACUAUACCACUGGGGACACAUCUGUUUAGCUCUCAUAAACAAAAAGCAAAACAGUGCAAUUACACCACCGUUGCCCUCCAAGACAGACAACUAUAUUUGUGCAAAAAUGCCAGGGGCAGCUUUGCCAGGAAAAUGUUAGUAGAAUUGGUACUGUGUUUAGGAUGCUUGGCCUCCUUCAGU
Messenger RNA from Ochotona princeps (American pika), 5500 nucleotides. RefSeq names its product EF-hand calcium binding domain 5 (gene EFCAB5). Gene Ontology annotation, molecular function: calcium ion binding. The record is from RefSeq and is a predicted model, not a curated record. NCBI's taxonomy places the organism in Eukaryota, Metazoa, Chordata, Mammalia, Lagomorpha, Ochotonidae. Bases 696 to 5459 code for a protein of 1587 amino acids. The transcript has 26 exons.